ACGCCUAGCUGACUGUUUCCUUUGGCGCCAAGAAGUGUGUAUCAAGCAUCUUGACCUGCACUGACCCUGUUCAUCGUAACUUUCACUGUGAUCAUAAUAGAGUGGAAAGUUGUCUGGCUCUUCAAUAAUGUCUCUCAAGCUGAAAUAUUUGGAGAUUGAGGACUUCAAGACGUAUUAUGGGAAACAUGUGUUUGGCCCGCUGCCUUCUUUCACCGCCGUCAUUGGCCCGAAUGGAGGAGGAAAGUCAAACAUUUUAGAUGCCAUUGCCUUUGUGCUUGGCGAGAGGUUGACUGCGCUGAGAGUGAAGAAGGGCAAGCAGUUGAUUCACCGGGAAAAGGCGGUGGAUGAUGGUGAGGGUGAUGACGCCGCCACGGCCUCCGUCACCGCUGUCUUCUCGCUCCCUGAUGGCAGCGAGAAGGCAUUCAAGAGGGUGAUGUCUAGUCAGGGGUCUGAGUUCCUGGUGGAUGGCACGGAGGUUUCCUUCAGCACCUACCAGAAGCGCUUGCAAGAACUGGGUAUCAACUUGCUCUGCCGUAACUUCAUUGUGUUCCAGGGCAGCGUGGAGUCCAUAGCUAUGUAUGGGAGCAACGAGAAAGUGAAGAUGUUUGAGGAGAUAUCAGGAUCGAGUGCACUGAAGACAGAGUACAAUCAUCUGAGGAAGGAGAUGGCAAGAGCUGAGGAAGAGAUGACUGCUGAUUUUGAGAAGCUGAAUAUGGUGGUGAGCCAAUAUCAUGACCUGAAGCUGGACAGGAGACAGGAGCAGAAGUAUGAGGAGCUGGAGAAAGAAUAUAAGAGAGAAAAGAUCAAGCUACAACUCUUCCGGCUAUACCAUAUCGGCACUGCUCAGGAGAGCCUUCAGGGAGAGGUGGAGGUGAAGGAGCAGGCCCUCAAGGAACUGAAGGAGAAAGGGAAAAAACAGGCAGAGAACUUGGAGGAAAAGCGGAAAAAUCAAACUGUGAUUGUACAAGAAAUGGGCAGUAUGGAGCAGAAUGUUGGGGAACUGGAGAUCCAGCUGAGCAAAAAACGUUCAGAACUUGUGACGGUCAAAGAUUGUCUGGCUGAGAGAAUGAAGAAGAAGAAUAUUUGCUCAAAUCUUCUUGCUAAGGCAAAGGAUGCUCAAGAUGACCAGCUGAGGAAGUUGGAGGAUCUGAAGAAGGAGUUGGAAAAGACUGAGAUUUUAGCAGCUCAGUUUGAAAAGAGGCUUGCAGAGGAGGCUUUGAAAAUGGGUAAAAGUGUGCAGCUGGAGGGCGAGCAACUGAAGAAAUACCAUCAGCUCAAGCAGCAGGUAGGUCAGUGCUGUGUUACCUUGCAGCAGAAAGUGGACUACCUUUCCCGUCAGCUUAAGACACAACUCGAUCAGCUGGCAAAUGAGAACCGUCGGAUGGAGGAGAGACAGGAGGCUCUGAGGCGGAAGCAGGAGGAGGUGCAGGAUCUGAAGAAAAGGAUAGAGAGGCUGACUGCGAAUUUGAAGUUGAAGAAAGAGUCUUUGGCAGAGAAACAGCAGGUGCUCAAGGAUAUGCAGAAGGAAGUCAUCUGCAAAAGGGACAGGGUGAAGAGAUUGCAGAAUGAGCUGGAGACCUUAACAGAUGAACUAAAUGAAGCUACUUGGGAUGUCAAUCAGAUCCAGAGGCACACCAAGAAGCGGGAGGUGUUGGAGAUGCUUCGAGAAAAGUUUCCUGGCAUUUAUGACCGACUGAAGAAUCUGUGUCAGCCUAUACACCCAAAGUACCACUUGGCCAUCACCCGUGUCCUCUUCAAACACCUGGACUCCAUCGUGGUGGACAACGAGGUCACAGCCCGCAGGUGUAUUAAUUAUUUGUGUGACCAAAGGAUUGAUCGAGAAACCUUCCUCCCACUCAACUAUCUGCAGGUUCAUCCAGUGAGGGAGAGUCUCAGGGCAAUACAGGACCCACAGAAUGUUAAACUGGCCUUUGAUUUGAUUAAGUUUGAACCUCCAGAAGUGAAGAUGGCAGUGCUGUUUGCCACCAAUGAUAUUUUGGUAUGUGACACUCCUGAAGAUGCCAUGAAGGUUGCGUACGAGAUUGACGAGAGGAGGCUCAGUGCAGUGGCUCUCGAUGGGACCUUCUUCAGCAAGUCUGGGCUGGUGUCAGGUGGCAAGUUAGAUUUGGAGAAGAAGGCAAAGUGUUGGAGUGAAAAGAAUGUAGCAAAGAUGAGGAGCAAGAAAAAUACAGUCAUGGGAGAACUGAGGGAGCUGCAGAAGGUGGCAAGGGAAGAGUCUGAGAUUAAAAUUUUGGAGGUCCAGGUUCACGGGCAAGAGGCACAGGUGAAAUAUGUAUCCUUGGAAUUAGAUCACUUCCACAACCAAAUAGAAGAAUUGGAGGAACAACAGAGAAAAAUGGAAGAGGAACUGAUGAUUCAUACUGACCUCCUUGAAACAAUGCAAGCAGCCACAACAGAACAUGAAAUGGAAAUAUUGAAGUAAAGGAGGAGAUGAAUAAGAAGGAAAA
This is a messenger RNA of Scylla paramamosain (green mud crab), 2468 nucleotides long. RefSeq names its product structural maintenance of chromosomes protein 1A-like. The record is from RefSeq and is a predicted model, not a curated record. NCBI's taxonomy places the organism in Eukaryota, Metazoa, Arthropoda, Malacostraca, Decapoda, Portunidae. Gene Ontology annotation, cellular component: nucleus; cohesin complex; chromosome. The coding region runs from base 128 to 2443 and encodes 771 amino acids. Gene Ontology annotation, molecular function: ATP binding; DNA binding; protein binding. The transcript has 11 exons. Gene Ontology annotation, biological process: sister chromatid cohesion.